Dibothriocephalus latus is the source of this 1914-nucleotide messenger RNA. NCBI's taxonomy places the organism in Eukaryota, Metazoa, Platyhelminthes, Cestoda, Diphyllobothriidea, Diphyllobothriidae. The record is from the annotation of a GenBank genome assembly.
AUGUUUCGUAAAAAACUUCUACCUCAUUUUCUUCCACGAGUUCACCAGUUGGCUGUCGAUGGCGCCGUCGCAGUCGCUCUCAUCGGCCGACUAAGUGGUCUGCGUCAGAAGCAGCUUCCAUUCAAUCACCACCUAAGCCUCCUGAAGGCCAUCUUGCCUCUACUGACACCGACUGUGAAGGCGGAUCUUCUCGGUACCCUGCACUCAAAACCAAACUCUGUAAAAACGCCCCUGCCCUCGAGUAACUCGCAGUUUGCCAGCCAGAUGAGGAACUUCCUCAACCACCUGGUUGCCUUUGAUGAUGAUGCCGGUCAGGAGGCUGGUGCGGAUCGCCUUCGACCGUGGGUCUCAGUCUCCUCAAAGCCAUCUGAUCAUCUGACAUGCCUGUCGAAGGAGUCCUUGGUUGAAUGCGAAUUGCUCCUACUGACGAGACCUUUUGGAUUUCUCCUUGAAAUCAUUCGACUGCCAGCUGAUCGCCGAUGUGCGGCCCUGUUGCCCACCGUUCAUCAGCUGGGACCAGUAUUUGGUUGGGUCUGCAUUACCGAGGCAGCACAAGCCGAGAUUGUUUCCCUCAGUUUCUGUUCUACAGAAUACAAAUCGGUUCCCGAUGCGCUCACCGCCUCUCAGGCUUCCGAAGAAGUUGGCAUCUGCUGCCUCUCAAGUCUACUAGAUAUCUCCUCAACCUGGGCUCUUCUACCGUCCCUCCUCAAGUCUCUCCCAACCAUAGCGGAGAUGCCGGGUUCUCCGACACUGGAACAGUUAUACCUUAUGCUAACACAUGCCAUCCGUCCUCUAGCAACACCGGAUUCCCCUGUUUUCGCCCAGGCUUCGGAACCGGCUCUUUACCUUUGUGAGCAUCUCCUUAAUUGGAUUGACAGCUCGGCACUCCCUGUAGUGUCCACCUCAGCCAAUACACGUCUCUACCUUAUGCAGGCCUGUGUCGAUGUCCUGAAUCACAGUGCUCGUUUUUGUGCUGGUGAAGACCACCCCCAACGGGCUGAUCUCUGGAGGAGCCUUAGCCUCCGCGUAGCACAUAGUCUUCACAGCGAUCCCAACCUUCUCUGGGGUUGCUUGGAUGCUUUUCUCUCCGGCAGCCUAUCCGCCUGCGCACUGAAGCUCACGUCUCCGUGCGGUGUUGAAGAGCUGUUGGAUUUGUCGGUCUUCUCUAAAAGGCUAAAAGGAAACCUGAGACUGGUAUCGUCCUCAGGGACUUCUGAACUGUCGACCGAAGGUGAAUUGAUCAAGGCAGCCAGUGACCCUGAUCUCGCGAAUGGUGGUGGAGGGGCAGGAGAAGACCGUCAGACCACAGAAAAACCACACGCAAUCAGAGCACCGAUCAACACAUCGAUCCUCUUGGCUCUGCUUCAGUUGGCCAGCGCUUCUGAGAGCGUUUGGCUUGCGAUUGUUGAAUCUCUGCUCGCCGCUGGUCGGAGUUCUACUGUGCGGCGGCUCUGGAUUUCUCUCUCCCCGGCUUCUGUUCUUCUGAGCGUUUUUACGUUUCUUCGUCAUAUCUGCGCAGACGAUGGCUGCGAGACGGCCGUACGCUGGGGUCGCGCUAUUGGUCUCAUAGACCAAUUAGUUGCUGCCAAGUUCCUCAGGUUGCCUUACAGGAUUCGGUGUAAAUCUGCGGACCAGGGCACUGCGGCCGUAACUCCGUUAAUCGACUGGUCGCCUUAUGUGGGCUCUUUGGAUCUUUUCGACUUUUCUUUGAACCUCCUCGCUCUGGCCUCAACCUCCAUCCCUGUGAGUCACCCGCCCUCUGCCUCCGAUACAAGACUGUUAUGUCUGGUAUGUCAGACAGUGGAGUCCCUGGUACAGCGGCUACGAACCCGUAUUGUACAGCCAACCGACGCCCCCAACGAAGAGGACGGCGACAUCUCCCGCCACAGCGUCCUGCCUCAAAUCUCUGCUCAG